Messenger RNA from Aspergillus viridinutans, 996 nucleotides. RefSeq lists its product as uncharacterized. The record is from RefSeq and is a predicted model, not a curated record. Gene Ontology annotation, molecular function: sucrose alpha-glucosidase activity. Gene Ontology annotation, biological process: sucrose catabolic process. Lineage: Eukaryota; Fungi; Ascomycota; Eurotiomycetes; Eurotiales; Aspergillaceae. Gene Ontology annotation, cellular component: fungal-type vacuole. The transcript has a single exon. The coding region runs from base 1 to 996 and encodes 331 amino acids.
AUGUGCAAUCGCGUCAUUGGGUUCUACACGUCGCCCAAUCUCAAGGAAUGGACCCAUGCCUCCAACUUCACCCAGCCGGGUUUGCCGGGAACGCAGUUUGAAUGUCCUAACCUCGUCAAGUUCUCAGUCAACCGCGCCGACUCGGAGGACCCCACCAAGUAUGUGCUUUUCAUCUCCGUCAACCCCGGAGCGCCGCUCGGGGGUUCGGGAACUUUCUAUGUUGUUGGAACGUUCAAUGGAAGCCACUUCUCUUCGGAAACCCCCCACGAGACCCUCUAUGACUUCGCCAAGGACAACUACGCCUCGCAGUGGUACUCGGGCAUCCCCGAGGACGAGCCCCCACUCUCCAUCGGCUGGGCCAGCAACUGGAACUACACCCAGCAGGUGCCUACCGGCCCCCUCGAAGGCUGGAGAGGCUCCAUGUCGCUGCCCAAAGAGCACACUCUGACCAAGGUCGACGGCUCCUGGGUCGUCACUAACCAAGCAUUCGACGACAUGGCCUCCGUCCGCGAAAAGCCACUGAAGGGCAAGCCCUCGCGGAACGGCGACGUGACCUUCAACUUCAAGGACGUCAAGUCCAACGCCGUCUCCUUCGACGUCAAGAUCAACGGUAUCCCGUCCUCUGGCGCAACGGGCCAGGUAUACUUCAACUUCACCUCUUCAACCUCGGGCGAGUACGUCGAUGGCGGUCUCAGAUUGGACACGGGCUUUUUCUGGAUCAACCGUGUGGGCACCCAUCUCUUCACCCAGGCCAACAGCACCGGCUACUGGCCCGUCUUCAACACGACCGUCAAGUCCUUCGACAACGGCAAAUUCACCUUUUCCGGUGUCAUUGACCGCUCGCUGCUCGAGGUCUCCCUCGCUGAGGGCAUUCAAACUGGAACGAUGAGUUUCUACCCAACCCGUCCGCUGGAUACCCUCACGGUCUCUGGCAGCGAUCUGAGCAAGAAGACUUCUUUCCGCGUUAAGGCCUGGGGGUUGGAGAGCGGCUGGUGA